This is a messenger RNA of Leptopilina boulardi, 1312 nucleotides long. It is a transcript of the gene eIF2alpha, whose product is annotated as eukaryotic translation initiation factor 2 subunit 1. Gene Ontology annotation, cellular component: eukaryotic 48S preinitiation complex; eukaryotic translation initiation factor 2B complex; multi-eIF complex. The record is from RefSeq and is a predicted model, not a curated record. Bases 145 to 1140 code for a protein of 331 amino acids. Lineage: Eukaryota; Metazoa; Arthropoda; Insecta; Hymenoptera; Figitidae. The transcript is spliced from 6 exons. Gene Ontology annotation, molecular function: ribosome binding; translation initiation factor activity; RNA binding.
UUCAUAUACACUCAAGCUUGGGGUGAUAUAUAUAUUAACACGCAUGGAUAUUUUUUGACAGAUUAGAAUUGAAUUUUAUUUAAUUUCGUGAAUUUUUUAGAUAAACUUUAUUAAUAUAAACAAAGUCUACAGUAUUUUAGAAAAAUGGUGUUGUCGUGUCGUUAUUACAAGGCAAAAUAUCCCGAGGUGGAGGAUGUUGUUAUGGUUAAUGUCCGCAGUAUAGCGGAAAUGGGUGCAUAUGUUCAUUUAUUGGAAUACAAUAAUAUUGAGGGAAUGAUAUUGCUCUCGGAAUUGUCAAGAAGACGUAUUCGUUCAAUUAAUAAAUUAAUUAGAGUAGGAAAAACUGAGCCAGUUGUUGUCAUUCGUGUUGACAAAGAAAAAGGCUACAUUGAUUUGAGUAAACGACGUGUUUCCGCUGAAGAUGUGGAAAAAUGUACGGAACGUUAUGCAAAGGCAAAAGCAGUGAAUUCAAUACUUCGACAUGUCGCGGAAUUAUUGCAUUAUGAAAAUGAUGAACAACUCGAGGAACUUUAUCAAAAGACAGCUUGGUAUUUUGAGGAAAAAUACAAAAAACAAAAAGCAUCGGCUUAUGAUUUUUUCAAACAAUCAGUGUUGGAUCCAUCAAUUUUAGCGGAAUGCGGCUUGGACGAUGAGACAAAGGAAGUUUUAUUAAAUAACAUUAAACGUAAAUUAACAUCGCAAGCGGUGAAAAUUCGCGCUGACAUUGAAUGCGCCUGUUAUUCUUAUGAAGGAAUUGAUGCUGUUAAAGCGGCAUUAAAAGCAGGUUUAGCCCUAUCCACCGAAGAGCUUCCAAUUAAAAUCAAUUUAAUUGCACCUCCACUUUAUGUAAUGACGACGAGUACGCCGGAGAAGCAAGAUGGUCUUAAGGCCCUAAACGAUGCUAUUGAAGUGAUUAAAGAAAAAAUAACAACACUCGGAGGCGUUUUUGCAAUUCAAAUGGCUCCGAAAGUUGUCACCGCAACCGACGAAGCGGAACUUCAACGGCAAAUGGAGAGAGCAGAAAUGGAAAAUGCCGAAGUUGCUGGCGACGACGACGAGGAGGAAGUUGAGGGUAUGGGCGACUUUAGCGGAGGUGAAGACGAUAAUGAGAACGCAGAUUCACAAAAGGAAGAGGAUUAAAAGAAAAAAGAUAAAAAAAAAGGGAGAGGAAUUCUUUUUGUUUAUACGACAAUUUUUUUUUCUCUUCUGCCAUUUAUUGAGGGGGGGGGGAAAAAAAAAUAAAGAAAACAACGGCAAUUAUCGAUAUUUGUAUAACGCAAAUUUUUUUCAAAAUAUAUAAUUAUGAAAAUUG